UUAGGCCCGAACAGCUAGGUCAUGAACCGGCACAACCAAGUGCAAAUACACGUAAUAACAACAUAUCAGAAACUCCUUCCCUGCAUUUCAAUGUUUCGCUUCAUCUUCUCUGCUCCGUCUCUACAUCUCGUGUUCGCAACCGAAAAAAGAUCAAAGAUAAACGACUCCACAAUGUUCAACAUCCUCUCGGUGGAUUCAAUCCUUGUGCGUGAAAAUUCUAAAAGAACGGAAUCAGAUCGAAGAGAAAAAAACUCACCGAAACGAAGCUUCGGCGUGAAUCAGGUUUUGUUAAUCAAUUAUGAUGUAGGCUCUGUUUGUCGUCUACUGAGGAGAGAUUGCAGGGAAUGUUAUUUUAUGUCAAAUGAAUUCUACAGGAUGCCUUAUGAAAUUGUCCUGGUGUGCGCAGAGGUGUUACUUGGACUCUGUGAAGCUAUGUGAGGUCGGUUCAAGCAUUUUUCCAUAGUUGAUUCAAAUGGGAGGUUCUCUGUUAUAACCUCUGUACACUAUCAGACUCCACAUUCCAAACACAAGACAACGGAUUGCACUUACUGCAACACAAAAUAUACCAGUUAGAUCCAAAUCUAUCAGCUCCAGUAAUUCCAUUCUACUGAUGGAUAUCUCCCAAGUAUCGGAAGAAGCUUGCACAAACCCUUUGUGAUACACUUCUGACUUCGGAAGGGAAGUGAUGGAGAAAAAAAUGCUUGACCCUGUUAAUGCCUAUUCGGAUUUCUGCUUGGAGUUAACUUGAGUUGCUUAUGGAAUAUUGUCUUUUCACAUGGCUAAUUGCAAUGGACUGUUAUGGUUGGCAUAUAUUAUUGAUAGAAGUCAUUGAAAUUAAUUGGAAAAUCUGUUUUAGUUUGUUAGAAGUUAGUUUUAAUGCAUUGUUGUUCAUUCUGUUAGUGUAGAUCUUGAUGUUAGUUUGUUUGCUGAGAUCAAUGGCUUAUGAAAUGUUGGAAUAUUGCUUAUAAAGCUUGCUUAGAAUGGCUUGAAGAACCUUGAGUUAGCUUGGCCUCUUUUGUAAAUUUGUGAAUUAAACAUUGUAAAUUAAAAUGUAAAGUGAAUUAUGGAAUUGUUGUGGCUUUUGCUUGGCAUGAAGAAUUGGAAUGGUCUUGUAACUUUUGUAAUAAUUGGUGAAAAAUGUAAAGAUUGGUUUGUAAUAAUUGUAAAGGAAAGUUAUUGUAAUAAAAUGGAAUUUGAUUUUGAAUA
Messenger RNA from Lathyrus oleraceus (garden pea), 1206 nucleotides. RefSeq lists its product as uncharacterized. The coding region runs from base 22 to 438 and encodes 138 amino acids. The record is from RefSeq and is a predicted model, not a curated record. Lineage: Eukaryota; Viridiplantae; Streptophyta; Magnoliopsida; Fabales; Fabaceae. The transcript has 3 exons.